Molecule: messenger RNA, 1073 nt
Organism: Homalodisca vitripennis (glassy-winged sharpshooter)
Lineage: Eukaryota; Metazoa; Arthropoda; Insecta; Hemiptera; Cicadellidae
Exons: 6
Coding region: 1-984 (327 amino acids)
Cellular component (GO): extracellular region
Molecular function (GO): hormone activity
Source: RefSeq, a predicted model, not a curated record
AUGUGCCUGAUAGAGGCAAUGACCCACGGCGGACCAGACAUCAAUUUAGCGGCGUCUGCGGCCCGUCUGCAGCGGCUCGCUGCCCAGUCAGUCAUUAUUGCUUCCCACGGUGUCAAUGUUACAAGUGGCGAUAUCGCUGUUAUUUGUCCCCAACGGUCUAAGUUUAGAUCCCACAUGGGCGGCACGGGAGCUGCAGGACGGCUGGAGUCCGAGGUCCGGUCGUUGACUGGGGACAUCCAGGAAUGGUUAGUGGUGAUUGUAAUCGCUAUUUCCACUUGCAUCACGGCUGCACCAUGGCGGGACGAAUUCUUACAACAGAGAGUCUGCGGUGACCGGCUCGCCAACAUGCUCGCUCUGGUGUGCUCGGGGAGAGGGUACAACAUGCCCUUCAGACAGAGCCAUCGUAAACGAAGACAAAUAGUAGAGGAGUGUUGCCAUCGCAGCUGCUCAGCCUCAAUGCUUGCGCUCUAUUGUGGCCCAGACCUCCCUGAGUCCUCCACUGGCACACCAAUCAGGAAAAGAAGUGAGAAUCACGAGGAUGUCUUGGACUCUCACUUUGAGGAAGACUCCAUAGCCACGACAACUCGUACCAGUCCAUCUCAGGCGGAAGUCGGGAACAAUAACUUGCUUCAAAACAAACAAAUAACGUCAUCAAGCGAAAGUGAGUCAAAAAACAUGCUGCCACAAAAUGAAAAGGCAAGAAACACAGAGAAGACCAAUCCAGCGGUGCAUUUGGAGAAGGAUACUCAGUUCUUCAUGAGGAGGAAUUUACCACUCCUAAGACAUCAUAAGAACCUACUCCGUAACACGAGGCACUAUCACGAGCAGAGUCAAGGAUACAACUCAAAGAGAGCAAAGGGUCUGUUCGGCGUUAGCGGAGACCUUACGAAGACCUUCCGUAUUGGAACGGUGAAGCCCUACUUCGCUGGCAAGGCUCUGGCCUCCCACCGCAACAACCAGAUCCUGCACGGUCCCCUAUCGUGAGGCUCCCAGUCUUCAGUACCCUUGAGACAUUGAAAUAAAGCAUACCUUUCUUACGUUUUCGUGAGACGAGGCCUUGCAAUUUUAUCUUC